AUGGUAGCGAGUUUGUUUGAAUUCGUGGUGCUGUUGGCGUUGACCGGGGCCUUGGUUUCAGUCGUCGCCCUGCUGCAUUUGAUGGGACUUUUCAUCAAUAUUAUCACGCCGGUCACCACAUUCAUGCUGAACCAGUCCGGCAGACUGGUGAUUCUCGAAGUUAUUCUGACAGAUUUGGGUGCGAAAUUUCCCAACCUGCGACCUCUCCUGCGGCCUCAAUACGCCCCGUACUUGAACACCGCUGGCACAGUGCUGUUAGGCUGGUUGAUAAUCUCUUGGAUAUCCUACAUUAUCUGGUCGUUUCUGGCACCUCUGACGAUCAGUUUCCUCGCUGUAAUUCUCAUCUGUCCAACGACUGCGAAGUGGUGCGUGAAGCAGACCGUUCCAGGACUAGAAAUAUAUUUUAGUGAUCUCUUAAACAAAUUCCACAGUAUUUUCUCAGAGGAGUGA
Ceratina calcarata is the source of this 450-nucleotide messenger RNA. RefSeq lists its product as uncharacterized. The record is from RefSeq and is a predicted model, not a curated record. The annotation marks the transcript as partial. Lineage: Eukaryota; Metazoa; Arthropoda; Insecta; Hymenoptera; Apidae. The transcript is spliced from 3 exons.